AUGCAGUUCACUCUCUCCACCGUUGUCCUCGCCUUCGCCGGCCUCGCCGCUGCCAUGCCCGCUGAGAACGUGGCUAAUGGUGUCCAGCACCAGAACGGAGCUCCUCGCUUCUCUGUUCCCGACGACCUGACUGUUGAGCAGGCCCAGGCCAAGUGUGGUGACCAGGCUCAGCUCUCUUGCUGCAACAAGGCCACCUACGCCGGUGACACCACCGACAUCAACUCUGGCAUGCUCGCUGGCACCCUCUCCAACCUCAUCGGAUCUGGCUCUGGUGCCUCCGGUCUCGGUAUCUUCGACCAGUGCUCCAAGCUCGACGCCCAGAUCCCCAUCAUUGCUAUCGCUCUCCAGGAUGCUCUCAACCAGAAGUGCAAGCAGAACAUCGCUUGCUGCUCCAACUCCCCCUCCACCGCCAGCAAUGACCUCGUCGGUGCCGGACUUCCUUGCGUUGCCCUUGGCUCCAUCCUCUAA
Molecule: messenger RNA, 468 nt
Organism: Penicillium verrucosum
Lineage: Eukaryota; Fungi; Ascomycota; Eurotiomycetes; Eurotiales; Aspergillaceae
Product: hydrophobin family protein
Exons: 2
Coding region: 1-468 (155 amino acids)
Cellular component (GO): fungal-type cell wall
Molecular function (GO): structural constituent of cell wall
Source: RefSeq, a predicted model, not a curated record